GACGCAACGGUCAUAUUAACACCUUCACUUUGCUACCAAAACAAAGAUAACCAAGUAAUUUAAAUAAAAGUAAAACAAAAUGUCGGUGGAUUGGUUCGGUUAUGUGUAUGCUGCCACAGUGGCCGCCGGCGGAAUUAUGGGAUUCGCGAAGGCGGGUUCCAUUCCGUCGUUGGGAGCGGGUUUGGCCUUUGGAGCCCUGCUCGGCUAUGGCGCCCAUCUGAAUUCCCAGAACACUCCACGCCCUCUGCUCCAACUAGGCACGUCCCUAUUCCUGGCCGGAUUAAUGGGCGCCCGGUGGAAUCGUUCCGGAAAACUAAUGCCUGCCGGCAUAGUCUGCAUGCUCUCUGUCGCAGCUUUGGUCAAGAAUGUGGCCACCUACAAUCGCCACCUGUUGCCCACCCCUACAAAGGCUCCCUAAAUUCCCAACCGAAUGGGCACAUAAUGCUGGACUUGCCAGGAGACUUUUACCUUAACUCUUCAUUUACAUACUCUUGCUAAUUGCUGUUUUUAUUUAGUUACCUACAGUUGGUGAUUGGACCUUUGGUAUAGCGCUGUGUCACUUUCUAAGCUAGUGAUAAGAAACUGUACUUGCUACAAAUAAAGUUUAUUAUCUUUUCAUUUAUUA
Molecule: messenger RNA, 625 nt
Organism: Drosophila rhopaloa
Lineage: Eukaryota; Metazoa; Arthropoda; Insecta; Diptera; Drosophilidae
Product: transmembrane protein 14 homolog
Exons: 2
Coding region: 80-418 (112 amino acids)
Biological process (GO): regulation of heme biosynthetic process
Cellular component (GO): mitochondrial membrane
Source: RefSeq, a predicted model, not a curated record